Molecule: messenger RNA, 4627 nt
Organism: Bacillus rossius redtenbacheri
Lineage: Eukaryota; Metazoa; Arthropoda; Insecta; Phasmatodea; Bacillidae
Gene: Alg13
Product: UDP-N-acetylglucosamine transferase subunit ALG13 homolog
Exons: 2
Coding region: 11-520 (169 amino acids)
Biological process (GO): dolichol-linked oligosaccharide biosynthetic process
Molecular function (GO): hexosyltransferase activity
Source: RefSeq, a predicted model, not a curated record
UAAAAUUAAAAUGGCGUUUCCGAAGAGCAAUGAAGUGUUUGUAACAGUGGGGACAACACAGUUCGACCAGCUGGUGUCUACAAUCGUCGAUCCUUGUGUGCUGCAAGUGCUGAAGAGCCGUGGCUACAACGGCAUGACGCUGCAGACAGGCCGAGGCCGCCCACCUGUGCUCGUCGAUGCUGAGGCGUGCAGCCUGCAGGUGCAACACUACAGCUUGAAGGCAUCGCUGGCAGAGGAUAUAACGAGAGCAGUGCUGGUGGUCUCUCACGGAGGUGCGGGCACUUGCCUCGAGGUCCUCGAGGCAGGCAAGCCCCUAAUCAUUGUGGUCAACCACCAACUCAUGGGAAACCACCAACUGGAGCUAGCACAACAGCUGCAGGCGGAAGGCUAUGCCUACUGCUGCAGUUGUGACACGCUGGCCGAUACUCUGCGCAGCUUUGACCCCGGUGCGCUGCGACCGUUCCCCAGAGGAGACCCUGCAGCCUUCGCGCGCUCCCUGGAUUCCAUGCUUGGCCUGUGAUGAGUUUGUACUUCAUUCGUCGUAUUAACAACCAUUAAAAAAAGUAAACAAUUUUAUUUUACAUCCUCUCUAGCACUAUUUAAGAUCUCAUCAGUUAUCAACAGAGAUGGACCCAGUAUUAAACUUUGGGAAGGGCGGAUGACUGGGGGGUUUUGGAUGAUGGCAUAGCCUACCUCCCAGUUUUAUAUCAUUUUGUCGUAAGUUAAACUAACCAGUAAUUCUUUAAUCUUUUUACCACUCACCACCUCUGGCUGUUUUAAUUCAUGUAAAUAUCACAAUAUAUUCCAUACAACAGAAUAAAUAAAAAUUAAAUGUACAUUAAAAAAGAUAAAACCCGGAGCCAUCACCCGACCACGGCCUGCUCGGCCCGGUGCUCGAACAACGACCGUUCGGCCCAGUGCUCAGACAAUGACUGAAUUACAGCCUUCCUUCUUUGUGCGGGCAGUGUCCUGGGCUCGCUGACGUAAUUCUCAGCCAAUCACGGUGCAUAGCAACAGAAGCUUCUGCUCCUGUGACAGUGACACACACGCCUAGCGGGUGAAACAAAGCCUCGGUCGUGGAAAAAAUGAAGGAGAGUUACGUCAGCAUGCCUUCCCACACAAAGAAGCCAGCAAAAAAAAAUACUAGAAAAAUAAACUUAUGAAUUUUAAAAUAAAAACAAUAAACCCGGAGAAUUUCGCUCACAAUAACUUUUGAAAGAAAAAGAUUUUACAUCCAACCUGAAAUUUGACCAAAAAAAAAAAAAAGAUUAUUACUGGAUUGCAUAAGGAAGGCUGUAAUCUGGGUUGUUCAAUCAAUUUUUUUUAUACAAUAAAUAAAAUACUUUAAAGGUCAGGUGCAGUGUGGAGUGGGUAUUUGUGAUUGUACCAUUUUCAUAGUUUGGUUUUAGAGGUUAGGGAGAGUGGUCGCAACCAUGACCCCUCCUACAGAGGCCCACUGAUCGUUAAUCAAAUUAAUGUCACAUAUUGUUUUUAAAACCUUACUCAUUAAUUUGGAAAUGCCUGUAAUAAAUAGGCCUAAAAAACAUCACUUAACAAAAUAAGUUGACGUGAAAGACUAUUAUGUAGCCCUGACGUGCAAUCUACACACCAUGUGUAUCAUUGUGCUGAGCAAAGAGAAAUGGAAUAAUUGUAUACAAUGGGCAGUUGGCACAUCAUAGUACUGUCCUUGGUGCAAUGGAACUGCCCUUAGGUGGAGGACUGGUCCAACUUUCUAAUACCCAGAAGGUUGAUCAUGGAUCUUUUAGCCUAAGUCAUCAUAAAUAUGAUGCCUUAUUGUUAAAUUGUCGCCUCUUGAUGGGGAACGAAAAAACUAUUUAAAUUUUCUUCAUAAGAAUUGCACCUUACAUAAGGCAUCUUAACUAUGAUAUAAUCUCACAUAAUUUUUUUGAUGCUUCAGUUUUGUCUUCUCUUGGUAGCCUUGUGGUCUAAUGGCCAUGGCAGCAUAACAGUCCGCUGAUCCACAACUAAAAUAUAAUGAUGUUUUUAAUUUUAAUGAUUCAUAAACACAAUCAUUGUAGCAUAUUCUGUUUUGAUAUAGCACAAAAGUGUAAACACAAAGCAGUCAUAAACAUUGUUCUUGAAAUAUUCAUAGUUAUGUUUCUGUAUUAUCUGCUUGUGAACGCUUUUAUUUCAUUUAUUUGCAUAAGACUGAAUGUUGGAUUCUCGCAAUUAUGACAAUGUCCCAACAAAAAACAUGUAAUUACAUUUCCAUAUUAGAUUAGUUCUUAAACCCAAGUAGAGUAUGUGUGUAUUUUCAUAUAUAUUAUUGACCUGCCAUCUUCUGCCAAUCAAUGAGGUUAUUGAUAAGGACGCCAACUAGUUUUAAUUGCAGGUCCUGCGAGCUAGUUCGCAAGUAGAGUUGACUUGCCUCAAGCCUUGUCAUUGCCACGUGGCCGGCAGACAACAGGUGUUAAUCCGACAGAGAACGUCCAGCUGUUGUAGUCAUGGAGGAUGCUACACUAAGGGGGUUACAAACUAUGGAAUGAUGAGCAAAGGGAAUCUGGUAGGAUGGUUUUUAUUAAGAAUCACUCACUCGUAUGUGCACUGUCUGGGACACAGGGGCGGAUCCAUGGAGCUAAUAUACAGUAAUACAUCUGGAGAGGACAAGGGAAGGCCAGCAAAGGAUGCGAGGUGAAGCCGGGUAUCGGCGUUUAUUCCCUGCUUCCUACGCUGGAAGAAAACGAAAACGAGCCAAACUUGUCUCGCGCGGCCGUAAAAUCCUCCAAACUAAACUCGCAACAGCUCCGAAACUAUCAAAACAAUCAAACUGAAAAUUUUACUGGAUUAUCUGUAAACAUUCUUCCCCACACCGCUUUAAUCUUUUUUUCGAAACAUGAAUACUUUCAUUUUUAAAAAUUAAAUACCUAUUUACUGCCAAAUUUUUUUGUGAAUACGCAGAGUAAAUUUCAACAUCGAGGAAAAAUUUUUGUUUGCAACUAUAGGUGGGGGACACCUGCGUAUGAAAUUAGGAAGAAGCUUCAAAUUUUAUUUAUAUACCACUCUUGACGCAUUCAACCCCAUACUUUUAUUUUUACAGAGAGUUGAAGUGGGAAUAAUGUUUCAGUGGGUAACACUACCGACAUAUGUCUUCGUAACGCACUUCUUUUUGUUAUUAUACUUCUCAAAUUUUAUAAUUUCAUACACAACGUUUAUAAAAAACUAAUUCUUACUUACUUCAUUUAAUCUAUUACAAAUCUCUUGUAAUAUACGUGUAUUAGUAGAAGUUAGAAGUCUUUUCAAUAUCAUGUUCAUGUUCCAGUCUACUUACUCAACCAACGUAACAUGCAAACCUUACCUAAACACUGGUAGAGAAUUGUUUGUAAUAACUGUAAUGCUAUGCAUAUACUGACAAUGUAAGAAACUUUCAAUUUUAUUAAUUGUUUGCAUAAGAAUUAAUAAUUUUAAAAAAUCAUAGAAUAGGCAUUUAUAGACUGAAAACCUUUCACGUAGUUUCAAGUAGCGUACAUAAAAGUUUUUAAAUAUAUAUAAUUACCAAAUAUUGUUGAAUAUAUUUAACAUUUUUAUACAUGUUACAACACACAUAUAAUAACAAGCCUAUAUAGGAUAUAAAAAGACAGACGCCAAAUUUUAGCAUUUUGUAUUUCUUUUCUCUGUGUGAAUAAAAUAACAGUUCUUAACGUAGUUGCUAAUACAUACUGUACUAUAUUUCUUAAAAAAAUACGAAAACCCCUGACAUCGUCACCAUAACAAUGAUAAAUUUGCAAAAUAAUUAAGGCACGUCUUUUAAUGCUACGAAGCACACUUUUAAGAGAAAUGUUUUAAACUUAUGUUGGGAUUUAUCUAAUAUCUUAAAAGCAUUGUGAAACCGUUCCUUUGAGGGAAACCUUAAUAUACCGAACACCAUAUCAUCCUUUAAUCGAGUUAGAUUUUCGCUUCUUACGACCCAUUUGUCUUCAAAAUGCACUGUACACAAUGCAUGGUUCGGAGACGCAGUCCAAUUUUUCCGCUUUGUCGCUUUUUCCCAGAUCUGUCGUUGAUCGUCACGUUUUGGAAAUCUAUGAAAAAAGUAAAUAAUUAUACUUACAACUGAAACAACUUCUCUUUGUUAAAUAGUUUUCUUAGGUUUUUCGAAAAGUUCGAAGAUUAGUUACUUCCGUUUAAAAAAUUUGCCACUUUUUUCUGAUGCUUCAAAAGUUUUGGGAAUUAAUUUAGUUAACAAAUGAAAAAAAAAAUCUUUAAUACAUGUGAAAAGCAACGCCAUCCGGCUUGGAAUUCCAUCGAUUUGUACAGCCAUAUGCGCUACAGGAAAUCACCAUUGUAGCCGCACACCAGCGCCACUCAAACCUCAAGGACAAGUGGGCUGGGGCUGCGUUUGCAGUAGAAAUACGCUCUCUUCCUCUUUCUUUUCAACCCUUCUUCGCAACCGGCUGGCUUCGCUCUCGCCCUACACAUGUCCACUCCAGAUCUUCUUACAUGCUCCUUGGGCGGAUCCAGUGAUCAGUUUUGGGGGGGGGGGGAACUGGUGCCCGAAGAACAUUGAACGGUAUUGACAACGUGGUUCUUAUGGAAUCCUGGGCAUAAAAUAAUUGUUAUAGAAUAUAACAUAGGCAUAUAAUAACACUAACCAGAAGAAAAAAAUCAAAAA